Cynara cardunculus var. scolymus (artichoke) is the source of this 1293-nucleotide messenger RNA. RefSeq names its product probable magnesium transporter NIPA1. Gene Ontology annotation, biological process: magnesium ion transport. Bases 8 to 1009 code for a protein of 333 amino acids. The transcript is spliced from 8 exons. NCBI's taxonomy places the organism in Eukaryota, Viridiplantae, Streptophyta, Magnoliopsida, Asterales, Asteraceae. Gene Ontology annotation, molecular function: magnesium ion transmembrane transporter activity. The record is from RefSeq and is a predicted model, not a curated record. Gene Ontology annotation, cellular component: membrane.
UAAAGUUAUGGCAAAAAUGGAGGAAAUAUCAUCUGAUAAUGUCCAUGGACUCAUUCUAGCUCUGGCUUCAAGUAUCUUUAUUGGGUCAAGCUUUAUUAUCAAGAAAAAGGGUCUCAUGAAGGCUGGUGCUUCAGGAACCAGAGCAGGUUCAGGAGGGCACUCAUACUUGAUGGAACCCAUGUGGUGGGCUGGGAUGAUUAGCAUGAUCUUGGGCGAGAUAGCGAACUUUGCAGCGUACGCAUUUGCUCCAGCCAUUCUUGUAACCCCUUUGGGAGCUCUAAGUAUAAUUGUCAGUGCAGUGUUAGCCCAUUACUUUUUGGAUGAAAGGAUGCAUAUUUUUGGUGUAGUAGGGUGUGUUCUUUGCUUGGUGGGAUCAACCAUGAUUGUGUUGCAUGCUCCUCAUGAGACCCAAGUUAGUUCAGUCAAACAAGUGUGGCUUUUUACAACUGAGCCAGGCUUUAUGGUGUAUGCAAUCACUGUACUGGUUCUUGUUGGUGUACUCAUUUACCGUUAUGUGCCACUGUAUGGGCAGACUCAUGUGAUCGUGUAUGUUGGAAUCUGCUCUCUUAUGGGCUCGUUAACGGUUAUGUGUGUGAAAGCAGUGGGAAUCGCUAUUAAGCUAUCGUUUUCAGAAAGUAACCAAUUCAAAUACUUCCAAACAUGGUUUUUCACCAUGCUACUUCUUGGUUUCUGUCUUAUGCAACUCAACUAUUUGAACAAGGCACUAGACACCUUCAACACUAAUGUGGUUUCUCCUAUAUACUAUGUCAUGUUUACAAGCCUCACCAUCGUGGCCAGCGUGAUCAUGUUCAAGGACUGGGACGAUCAAAGUGCAGCACAGAUUGCAACAGAACUCUGUGGUUUUAUAACGAUUCUCUGUGGGACUUUUCUUCUUCAUAAAACUAAGGAUAUGGGAAGUCCAGCCGCAGGUUCACGUGCGUCUACAAAUUCACUAGACGGAAAUGCAAAUGCAAGUGCGAACCCGAACUCCCGACAUCCGGAACUCUGACUGUUGGAUUCUGAGAUUUAGUUGUUAAGGGUACAUAGAAUGUGUGAUCAAGAAAAGGCAAAAAAUAGAUGAUACUAAUAUAGAGUUGUAUAUUGGUUUAUACAAGAAUUCCUGCUCAAAUAUGGCAGUAAAUUCUUUGAUUUAUUUGCAUUUUUUUUACUUUCCAGUUUAAUUAGAAAGGAUUUAUAGGGUGUCAAUAUUCUGCUACAUUUGACAUGAAUAUGAUUCUUCACAAGUUUCUUGUAAUCUAAACAAUUUUUAUUUAUUUCUUGGUCUUUUGGAAC